Messenger RNA from Callorhinchus milii (elephant shark), 1909 nucleotides. RefSeq names its product lysophospholipid acyltransferase 2. The transcript has 13 exons. The coding region runs from base 101 to 1669 and encodes 522 amino acids. Lineage: Eukaryota; Metazoa; Chordata; Chondrichthyes; Chimaeriformes; Callorhinchidae. The record is from RefSeq and is a predicted model, not a curated record. Gene Ontology annotation, cellular component: membrane. Gene Ontology annotation, molecular function: acyltransferase activity. Gene Ontology annotation, biological process: lipid modification.
AGGUUGGUGUGUGUGUCUGUCUGUGUCUGUGUGUGUGUCAGUCAGUCUGUCUCAGGUGAGCUGCUGUUACCUGUCACCUCUCUACACACAGCUUCCAAGCAUGGGUUCAGGCGUAACCGGUCAGUUUGUGCCUCUCAGUGAGAAACUUCAUCUCCCCACAGAGCAGGUGAAUUUUGUGGUGUGUCAGCUCUUUGGGUUAUUGACAGCUUUCCUAUUUCGCAAGUACCUGCACCCCAGCAAAACCAGCCCCAUCGUCAGGCAUACAGUGGCCACACUCUUGGGUCUAUACUUUGCCUUCUUCUGCUUUGGAAGGUUUGUUGUUCACUUUUUGCUGGAGGUGAUGCUAUCGUACUGUGUUCUGGUCACGAUUGACGUAAAACGUGUUCACAAGUACAGUUUUGUGGCAGCCAUGGGAUAUCUCACCGUCUGCCAGAUUAUCCGAGUCUACGCCCUGGACGGAAAAGAACAUUCAGCGGACUUCUCUGGCCCAUUGAUGGUGAUCACACAGAAAGUAACAAAACUGGCCUUCGAAAUUCAUGAUGGUCUGGCUCGCGAUGACGUUCAACUGAGUCCAUCCCAGAAACGAUUGGCAGUGAGGCGAGUGCCGAGCCUCCUGGAGUAUCUGAGUUACAACCUGAACUUUAUGGGGAUCCUGGCAGGACCUGCCGUGUCCUUCAACCAUUACAUCGACUUCAUCGAGGGCAGCAAAGUCGAGGUGAAACCGGUUUGUCCCCCGGGGAUCAACAGCGAUAAUUGCCAGAAGCACGACCCCUCACCUCUGAGUGCAGUUGGGCGUAAGGUGCUGUCUAGCAGUGUGUCCCUCUUGAUGCACCUUACGCUUUUGAAGACCUUUCCCCUCGCCUACAACACAGAUGAGGAAUUUGUCCGCACGGCUUCAUUUCCCAGACGCUGCUUCUAUCUCUAUGCCUCCCUCCUGGCCUGCAGACCCAAGUACUACUUUGUCUGGACCAUGGCUGAUGCCAUCAACAACGCUGCAGGGUUUGGGUUCAGUGGAUACGAUGAGAACGGAAGAGCUCGGUGGGAUCUGACUUGCAACCUGAACAUCAUGAAGAUUGAGUUCGCGACCAGCAUGAAGCAGUUUAUCGACAACUGGAACAUUCAGACGGCUGCGUGGCUCAAAGAGAUCUGCUACGACCGCUGUUCCUUCAGCCCCACCAUCACCACCUUCUUUCUGUCUGCGGUGUGGCACGGUGUAUAUCCCGGCUAUUACCUCACCUUCAUCACCGGCUCCUUCAUGACACUGGCUAGCCGCUCGGUCAGGAAGAACCUGAGGCCUCACUUCCUGGUGUCGCGGAGGAGGAGGUGUCUGUACGACAUGGUUACCUGGGCGACCACCCAGCUGAUGGUCAGCUACACCGUGGCCCCCUUCGUGCUCCUCUUCGCUGAUUCUUCGCUCGCGUUCUACAGGUCUUGGUACUUCUGUUUUCACAUCCUCACUGGUGUCCUGGUUCUGGUGCUGCCACAGAAACCGAGACAGACGGAGAGAAAGGAACAGGUGGAGAGCAAAGAACAGGCGGAGAGCGAAGAACAGACGGAAAGGAAAGGGUCCAGUCCUACGUGCCUUCUGAACGGUCACUGGGAGAGGAAUGGAAGAACAAUCACAGAUGCCAACCGAAACCAAACGAGAGAGGGGAAGACAAUUAUUUAAGGACCAUUUUAAAAUAUUCAGGGAAAGUCGGAGGUUGUUUAAGACGACUUUGGGCCCUGCUCUUCCGUCCUAUUAGCUAAAGCUACGAGAGUGACUGUGCAGAGUGUUAGCCUAAAGCAGGGUGAUCCAACUGGUCACAAGCGGGCCGGGGAUGAUUUCAUCACACGAACCGUUUCCAAGUUCGUUGUCCGCAGGCGGUCACCAGGGGCUUAGGUCUCCCGCGCGCCCCCCCCCCCACCA